Molecule: messenger RNA, 5598 nt
Organism: Serendipita indica DSM 11827
Lineage: Eukaryota; Fungi; Basidiomycota; Agaricomycetes; Sebacinales; Serendipitaceae
Source: the annotation of a GenBank genome assembly
AUGCAAAUCACUACCAACAACACCCUACCUGCGGCUACAAUCACGAGUCGUCCCACUCCAUCUCCUCCGCCGAACUCAUUGGAAGAACCAAGUUCUGUGGGGGACCUCCUUCGGGAUGGUGACGAGAUUGGACCUGGCCUUUCUAUUCUAGGCCAACCAAUUUCUAUCGUUCACUCCCGCACGGUUCAUGUGAGGCCGCUUCGUGUUCUCAGGGAGCUUGGAAGAGGAUCUUGCACUGUAACAUACCUCGUUCAGGAGAUUUCCUCCCACUCGUCCGACGUUCUAGGCAUUGACAACCCCGUCACACCCUCACCCGCCUCAAUUGGCGGUUUGUUUGCCCUACGGUGUAUCAAAAGACAUGCUCAAUACCAAACGGCGCAGCUCCAGGAAGCCAACAUCCAUCAUUCCCUUCCAAUUCAUGAAAAUGUGGUCACCCUGUGGACAACAUUCGAGACUCCUUCAUACCUCUUACUUGUCCUCGAUUAUGUACCUGGUGAAGAUUUUUUCUGUUUCCUCGAGCAGCAGCGGGAUUACGAGGAGACGUCGCUCAGCGUCGAUGGCGUCCUCCAACCAUUCUCCUAUGAUCGACUGCGACUUGUCGCGUCCGUGUUCACCCAAAUGUGUCGCGCUGUCGCACAUUGUCAUCACAAUGGUGUCUUCCAUCGCGACAUCAGGCCCGAAAACUUUAGGGUCACAGACGAACGAGUCUAUGACUGGAUCACCCACCAAGACGAACGCAGAGUCACUAUCAAACUCAGUUACUUUGGUAGUGCGACGCGAGACGUUGAAUCGGGUGAAAUGGACAUUGGCAGCCCGCCAUACAUAAGCUUCGAAUGCGGUAACAAUCUUACGCCAACCUAUGCCACUGGCCCAGCCGACGUAUGGUCUCUGGGCAUCGUUCUCAUCAAUAUGCUUUACCACGGCAAUCCCUGGAGGACGACGGCUAUUGGAAAAUGCUCUGCUUUCGAUGAGUUCCUCCGCGAACCAAUCGCUUUUUUCGUGGACCAGUUCAAUGGCCUCACUCCUGCCGUGGCAGAAUUCUUUGCUACUCGUGUCUUCUGCCCUUUAGAGUCGCCCAUGCCUCCCAGCACAGAUAAUGGAAUCGUUGAUCCUGCGAUAUACUCGAAUAAUAUUGGCCGUCGGGUCACUGCAAAGGAGUUUGGCGUCUGGGCCCGCGACCUCGUGCUUCACCUCGGACCCGCAGCGAGUUCGGAGUCUGAUGAUAUUUCUCACUCCAUCUCACACAUGAGGCAUUCUCAUACACCUCCAGAGGUGAACCAGCCCAUGCCCACCCUCUCACAACCACCCGUCGAUACCCCCGCCUCCAUUCUCGCUUCAGCACAUCAAGUCAAUGAUGCUGGAGUGAUCCUAGACGAUGAGAGUCAGGAAUAUGAUGACUUAAGAAUAGUAAAACCUAGACGCAGAGGGAAACGUGGCGCACGAAAGCCACGGCCAUUUCAACCAUCGGACCCUCCAUCCACGACGAGCCCUUUUUCUACUCGCCAAUUGUCCGACCUGUUAAAUCGGGUUUCUGUUUUCAUCAACGAAGUAGAGAAUGCACCUAUUGUCCUGCGUACAGAAACGGAGAUACGCCCCCGAGUAGAAGUAUCCUCAUCGCGUUUAGAGCCCCUGGAAGAAGGAAACGAAGACGUAGAUGUCAGUGGCGAGGAAUACUCGCCACCUUCUUCCAUCGCUUCGAGCCCGUGUUCAUCUCCUAGGAACUUGCCCAUACCGUUGCCGGAAGAGAUGGCUUGGUACUACUCUACACUCACCGGACUCACCACCGAAAAACAAAUCCCGCCACGAGAUGCAAGGACCCAACCAUUGGCCGGCCCUAACCCUGAAGCAUCACCUCCUGUGCCGGAAAGUGUACCUCAAGCGACCAAGUCUCGGGCGCGAACCAAAUGGCUAUCUUUCAAGCUGCUGAGAGACGGAGAUACACGGUUUCUCGGCUUCUCUAACCGUCAGGAGCCAGCAUAUAAGCCGAGAGUAGCAGUAGCGAGGAAGCCAACUGCAUCUACUCCAGCCAGUCACGAGGAGCCACAGAUGAUUCAAGGUCUCAUGCAUUCAAGACCGCAAGCACCGAGAGGAGGAGCAGUGAGGAACCCAAAUGCAUCUGAUCUGGCCAGUCGCGUGAAGCGACUUGAUUCUACGCAAUCGGGAUCACAGGCGCUUCUCGAAAUCCCAGAAGAAGCUGUCUCUUCCAAGAUACGUGGUGGAGACGACUGUUCGCUAGUUUCCUUUCGAACAACUUCGACAUCGAGCACGGCCAAAGGGGUAGCUGUUGCCAUUGUCACUCCCCUUGGCCCGCAGCAGGCGCAUCCGCUAGUCGGUUCAAGAUUCGGUGGAGAUAUCCUCUGCGACGGUGACGUGAUUGGUCCUGGCCUCUCCAUUCUCGGCCAACCGAUUGCCAUCGUUCAUUCCCGUGUGGCCAAUGUGAGUCCGCUUCGUGUACUCAGAAAGCUCAAAACGGGUCCCUGCGCCGUUUUCUACCUCGUUCAGGAGAUUAUUGCCUAUUCGUCCAACUUUCUUGAGAUUGAAGACUCUCCCACGUUCUCUCCGGCUACAUUUGGUCGCUUUUUUGCGCUCAAAUGUCUCCUCAAGGAUGAAAAGGACCAAGAGGUUCAAUAUCAAGAAUCCACCAUCCUUCACUCGCUGCCAAUCCAUGCAAACGUGGUUACUCUGUGGACGACGUUCGAGAUUUCCUCCCAUCUCCUCCUUGUCCUCGAUUAUGUACAUGGUGAAACCCUUUUCCACUUUCUCGAACAGCAGCGGGGUUAUGAGACCACAACGUCCAGCAUGGGUGGCAUCCUCCAGCCACUCUCCUAUGAUCGACUGCGUCUUGUCGCGUCGAUUUUCACCCAAAUGUGCGACGCAGUCGCUCAUUGCCAUCGAAAUCAGGUCUCUCAUCGCGACAUCAAGCCAGAAAGCUUUAUGAUUACAGAGGAGCGGGUCUACAGCACAUCCAGUGGUCAAUACGAGCGAAAAUUUGCCGUUAAACUUAUCGAAUUCGGUCUCGCUACCCGAGAUGUUUACUCGGGUGAUAGGGACUGUGGCAGCGCGCCGUACAUGAGCUUCGGCAAUCUCACAUCGACAUAUGCGACUGGUCCAGCAGACGUAUGGUCUCUAGGCGUUGUUCUCAUCAACCUACUCUACCACAGUAAUCCCUGGACAACGACAGCUAUUGGACAAUGUCCUUCUUUCGAAUACUUCCUGCGCGAACCGAUCAAUUUCUUCAUGGGUCAGUUUGAUGGGCUCACUCGUCCUGUGGCAGGGUUCCUCGCGCGUAAUGUCUUCUGCCUCUUGAAGCCGCCUAUGCCUCUCGAUGUAGAGGACGAUGCUUCGAAUCCUGCGGUAUACUCAGGUAAUAUUGGACGUCGGAUCACCAUAGAACAGUUUACCAUCUGGGCCCGUGACCUGGUACUUCACCUCGGACCGUCAGCGAGGCGCACCGCCGCAUCCGCUUUUCAACGGAGGUCGGAUCCAGAGAAUGGCCUUCAUUCCAUCGUAUACACAGCUCUCACUCGGUCUUCCCCAGAAGUGAACCGAUUUAUACCCUCGGUCUCGCAACCGGCCACCCACAGCGUUAUUCUGCCCCAUACCCGUCCUUCUGUUCAUACAUACACCUCUUUAGUGGCGAAAACUCGAUUAAAUAACGUUGCCACAGACUUCGAUAAUGACAACUCAGAUCAGCAGCGUCCACGAGCAGAGUCUAGAAAGCGGAAGGAACCGACCCCACGCAGGACGUCGCGGACAUCCCAGCCGACGGAUAGACUUUCUUCUGCUGCCGAGUAUGCUGCUGGUAUACGAGCAGGUGCUGAUACCUCAUCUGUAUCGAGCCUCGCUUCGCCUCCGCUGGGAGAGGAACCCGAUUUUGUGGAUCUGACUUCUUCGUUCAUGCUGAAGCAACCGAUUAGGGACACUGCCCUCCGCAGGAGUCACCUCGGGCGUCGAUCUAGCUCGGUAUUGAUGGUCCCAUCCAUUACGAAGCCUUCGUCUGCCCAACAAUUGACCAAGGGACAGCUCGAACGACUCCAAGCCAUCAUCAAGGAAGUGGAGGAUGCGCCUAUAGUCCUAGGCACAGAACGCAGCGAGACUCAUCUGAGGGGAGUACAAGCAAUCUCGUCAUAUUUGGAGUCUCCAGACGAAGAAAAGGAAGAUCUAGAAGCCAACGGAAACGAAGAAUAUUCUCCCCCUUCUUCCAUCGCCUCAAGCCCUUGUUCAUCGCCUGGCAACUUACCUGCACCACUACCCGAAGAAUCGGCUCCAUAUAACUCUACAGACCCUAUAAUGGCCGAUCAGGUCGGCUUUGCAGAAUUCUUGAUGCACGAAUCGUUUUUACCGGGAGAUGAGACUCGAUCGGAAUUAUCAGGCAUGACAAGCCUAGAAUGUUCUACUGAAGGAAGUAUGCACGCCAUCUCUGCUACUUCCCCGGAAUCAUCCGUGUUGGCUGCAGAAGAUGCAGUUCCAGGAAAUAUACGCAUGCGUCCAUUGCAUGCCCUCUCUCUCGAUAUCGACGCAUCACAUAAACAUCUGACCAUACCACGACCAAAAGAAAGGCGGAAAUUAGUGACACCGACUGUGGAGGCCGACGAAGGGCAACCUACGAUUCGGCCUUCCGUAGACUCAAGGCCAUGGACGGCUCCUAGGACAGCAAGAAAGAUAAUUCGGCACAAGAUUCGUGAGAGGGAUGAUAUCUCGGUGAUUUCAUUACAAACCACCUCGACUUCCACGCCAUCUGUAGGAGUUUCUCGCCAUCUUGCGUCUUCAGAGCGCGAAGAUUGGCAUACCCUCGGAACUCUGCGAGAAGGGCAGGAAGAAGAAGAAGAGGACGAUGAGGAAUACUCGCCUCCAUCGUCCAUCGCAUCCAGCCCCUGCUCCUCGCCGAGACAGGUCAAAGAAGAACUUCCGGAUGACAUACACGACGAAUCAAUUGAUCCGGAGGUCGAUGGCUCGCGAUCUUUUCCUUUCAACUCCGAGCUCGCGACUGGUUCUCAUCCACCCCAGAGCUCAUCUGGCAGAAGUGAGAGGGCAUUCGGCACCUCCAAGCCGGUUGAUGACUCGAGAGAACGCUCUUCCGCGGAAAGUUUGCUGCCAGACCUCGCGCCAUGGGAAGAUCGUACUGCAGCCUCUCACCCCUCCCCCACAACUACAUUCGAAGACCUACACCCAGGGGAUCUCCGGAUUCCUGAUCCAAGAAGAGCCAGCGACGCAUUUUCAAUCCUCACUCGCUCGAGUGCUAGUACUAUCAAGGCAACUGCGUCCAUUAUUACGACAGCUAGCGGCUCAAAGGAAGUUUACAAGGCUCGACCGCGAUCUUUGAAACAUGAUCGCAUCGUCAUGGUCAAAAUUUGCUGGCUGGAGGAUCGCUUCGUGAUUGCGGUUCCAGCUAGCAUCAACCUAGAGCGGCUCCUUCAGCGUGUUCGGAAAAAAAUACGAAUGUGUGGUUACAAGGAUGUUGACCAACAGAUCAAGCUACGAUAUCUUGAUGAUGAGGGUGACCAAAUUUCAAUCUUAACAGAUGAGGAUCUCUGGUUGGCGUUCGAUAUUGCAGCAAGGCAGACCAGUGACAUUACUAGGAUCACGCUAGUUGCGUAA